AUGAGGAAAGAUGGAGCUGCAAAAAUAGCACACAUAGUGGCGGCAAUUCUUUUUGCCGUUUCAGAGAUAUGCAGCACAAAAGAAAAAGAGACAAGCAUGGAAAUAACGCAUGCCAUUGCGAUGAAGAAUGAGGCAGAAGCAGUGGCCAAAGAAAAAGCAAAAGAGAUCUAUCUGGAAGAAAUAGAAAGAGAGACGCUACACGCACUGGGGGAUAUUCCCGAUAGGGUGGCGAGAAAAAUCAUAAGCAGCCCAGUAAAGACUGGCAAACUCUUUCAGACGCUUUCUUGCUUGGAUUCGGCCGUGGAAAAAGCACACGAAAUUCUUGAAAACAUACAAGUGAUAGAGUGCAUGCAAACACUGCACAUCCUACAGAGCAUUCUAGAGCGGAGCAAGAAGCUCUGCAUUGAGUGUGAAGCGCUCGCAGAUUUAAAGCUUUCUUCGGCCAAGGAAAACCUAAGCGUUUUGGUCUACGAUGCUUGGAUCAGAAAGCGUCUAAAAUCCCAUAAGCUCCAGCUUUUACAAAUAACAGCUGCAGCUGAGUUGUUUUCUUGCACCCCGGCGGAUGCAAAAGGCAAAGAUGCGGGCGUCAAAGACCGAAUACACGCGAUUGUAUGCAAGCACUCGGAAAAAGACAUACACAUUGCUUGCAAGCUCAACAUGCAUCUCUCAGCCAUCGCCAGUAGCUGCGUGCAAAAGCGAAAAGAAACGUUCAAAAAGCUAUACGUAGAUGCGCACAGACUAGAGAGUGCAUAUACUGCGCUAAGGGAACAGCUUAAAGACAAAAAGGGCGGCCAUCCCGAGAACGGCUGUUUGGACCUAAUGUGGCAUCUGAAAAGCCGCGCGCUAGAGGAAACAAAAAACGGUUUUCUCAAAACACUGUCCAAGUAUGGAUCAUCUUAG
Messenger RNA from Nematocida major, 900 nucleotides. RefSeq lists its product as uncharacterized. The transcript has a single exon. NCBI's taxonomy places the organism in Eukaryota, Fungi, Microsporidia. Bases 1 to 900 code for a protein of 299 amino acids. The record is from RefSeq and is a predicted model, not a curated record.